This is a messenger RNA of Exophiala xenobiotica, 564 nucleotides long. RefSeq lists its product as uncharacterized. The transcript has 5 exons. NCBI's taxonomy places the organism in Eukaryota, Fungi, Ascomycota, Eurotiomycetes, Chaetothyriales, Herpotrichiellaceae. Bases 1 to 564 code for a protein of 187 amino acids. The record is from RefSeq and is a predicted model, not a curated record.
AUGGCGGAUGAACAGAAGGUGUUUAUCCCGCCGAAGCGGGUGAACACAGACUAUCCCGUCAUUGACACAGAUCCACACUGGAGACGAGCUUUUCGAUAUGCAAGAGCUGAGGAUUGGACAUAUGGUGCCGGUAUGGCUGCGGUAGGACCGGCCUUUAUGCUGGUUACCGAACGAUACGCUCCAUCAUUCUCCGGCAGAGGCGCUUUCGGACCCGUCUUCAGACUCAGCUGCGCGGUGGGAUUAUUAGCGGGUGCUGGCUUGGUAUAUCAAAGAAGCUGCUUGAGAUUCUAUGGCUGGACGGAGAAUGAACGAGAAGUCAAGCUGGACAUGAGAGAGAUGGUAGAUAAGGUGAAGAAGGGGGAGCCACUGUACGGAACGACCGACCUCACACCCUACAUGCAAGGUGUUGCUGCGCGAAACAGCAGAUUCAGUGCCCUGAUGGCCAACGUGGUGCCUUGGGCAAACUUUGUGAACCACAAUCAGCAUGGUGUCGACACCGCAAAGUACUAUCAACAAGCUGAGCGAGAGCUCGAGGCGGAGAGAUUAUCGAAAGGCAGCCGGUGA